AUCACCUGUUUUAGAUAAAAUCAUAGAGAGAGAGAAAUAGUAAAAGAAAUAAAAAAAAAUGGGAAGAGGGAGAAGCUCAUCGUCUUCAUCGAUAGAGAGCAGCUGCAAAAGCAACCCAUUUGGUGUGUCUUCGAGUAAUACUCGGAACCUAAGCACGGACCUGAGACUCGGGCUCAGCUUCGGAUCAUCUUCCGGACAAUAUUACAACGGUGGAGAUAACCAUGAAUAUGAUGGAGUCGGUGCGGCAGAGGAAAUGAUGAUCAUGGAAGAAGAAGAGCAAAACGAGUGUAAUAGUGUCGGAAGCUUCUACGUGAAAGUGAACAUGGAAGGAGUUCCUAUUGGGAGAAAGAUCGAUCUUUUAUCUCUUAAUGGAUAUCAUGAUUUGAUCACAACUCUCGACUACAUGUUCAAUGCUUCAAUCCUUUGGGCUGAAGAAGAAGAUAUGUGUAGUGAGAAGAGUCACGUGCUAACGUACGCAGACAAAGAAGGUGACUGGAUGAUGGUUGGAGAUGUUCCUUGGGAGUAAGUUCUUUUUUAAUUUUAGUGUAUUAAAAAUCUCUAGUUAAGUAUUUUUUUUGACAUAAUUAUGUAAAAAUUCCCUUUAAUUAAUGGGGACUUAAUUGAUUAUGUAGGAUGUUCUUGUCUAGCGUGAGAAGACUAAAGAUCUCAAGAGCUUAUCACUACUGAUUUUCUAAAAGCAAACUUGGAAGAAUCUAGGAUUGACCAAUACAGUCAGUGGUGGUGGGGGAAAAAGUUAGUUUUGUCUGAAUGUAAAUCACUUGUUCGAGAUUUUAUUCAAAUUUUGUUUCUAGUUUUAUUACAUUUAUAAAAAAAUCGGUUGUAACUUGUAAUGAAGCUAUUUUUUUCAAGAAAAAAAGCUGUAGCUAAUGCAGAUC
This is a messenger RNA of Arabidopsis thaliana (thale cress), 896 nucleotides long. RefSeq names its product indole-3-acetic acid inducible 30 (gene IAA30). NCBI's taxonomy places the organism in Eukaryota, Viridiplantae, Streptophyta, Magnoliopsida, Brassicales, Brassicaceae. The record is from RefSeq and is marked reviewed. Gene Ontology annotation, cellular component: nucleus. The transcript has 2 exons. The coding region runs from base 59 to 526 and encodes 155 amino acids. Gene Ontology annotation, biological process: gravitropism; response to auxin; regulation of DNA-templated transcription.